GUGGCUGUCAGCCCACGGCAGCGCCUCUCAAACACCGGGACCUUUAAAAGUCGAGUCUGAUCUGAAAGUAUUUUUUUACGGUUUUUUUUUGCAUUGUAAAAGUUUGGACUGUUUACCCCCUUUGCCCACCCCAAAGCCACAGUAAACUCCAGACAGCGGAUCCAACUUUCUGUGCCACACUGAAGCCUCAUCUCUGGGCAAACAGCUUACCUGCUCUGCUUUGAGCAGCUCUCCCCCAGCAGCGAGUGUUGGUUGGUUGAGGAGCCCCGUCAAACUCGGCCAAACUUCUCAAGGACUGACCAACCAAAUCAAAGGAAAAGGAGAUGCCAAACACCAGAAGGCGAUUUCAACAGCUCAGCUUUGCCAUGUUUCUCCUGUGUUCAAUGCCAGCAAAUGGGAAGCCAGUGGAUGGUGACUCUGAUAUCAGGAAGCGGUCGGUGUCUGAGCACCAGUUCAUGCAUGACAAGGGCAGGUCCAUGCAGGAGUUUCAGCGGCGGAUUUGGCUGCACAAUGUGAUGGGGGAGCUGCAUACAGCGGAGAACCGGGACAUGGCUCACUCACAUCCAUCCCGCAACACCAAGCCCCCGGCCAGCUGGCCAGACCCCCCGGACCUCAGCAAGCUCCUCCUGAUCAGGACAGCGCCCAACAACGAGGGUACCAGGACACCACUGCAGCAGAUGCAGGAGACCGACAAGCCUGGCCCUUUGAGAUACCAGAACUCCAAGAAAAACGGCAAGAAAAAGAAGAAAAGGCAGCAGGUCAGGAAUGGCAAGCGCCGAGCACAGAAAGCCCAAGAGAAAAACAAACGUAACGCUCGCUCAGCCGGCCCCCAGCGUCGGGACCCCAACAGCGGACCCCACCUCCACUCGCUCCUCAUCUCCACCUCCGGACAGCACUGAGGGCCCCAACGGCAGGUGCAUUUUAAGAAGGUCCGAUGUUUUUUGAGAAGACCGAAACAAACCCUGUCGCAACAGUAUUCUGUAUCUGUGAUCAUAAUGAAAGUAUUAGACGUAUUUAUUGAUUGUAAAUAAAAAAACACACGAGAAUAAAAAUUUGAGUGUGCACGAAGGAACUACAUUUAGUCAUUGCAAAUAUUUGACAAUCCACGAUAAUGUUACAUGCCAUAAUUUAUUUGUGAAAUCAUCUAUUUAUUUGAACUGUACCCUGGUGCUGCUAACUUAUAUAUAUUUUGUGACACAUGCACUUUUAGAUUUCAAGUCAUUUGUUAUGCGACGUAUAAUAAAGUGUUUUCGUGAUUCACUGAA
Messenger RNA from Callorhinchus milii (elephant shark), 1265 nucleotides. Its product is annotated as parathyroid hormone like hormone. The record is from RefSeq and is a predicted model, not a curated record. Gene Ontology annotation, molecular function: peptide hormone receptor binding; hormone activity. Gene Ontology annotation, biological process: bone mineralization; osteoblast development; regulation of chondrocyte differentiation. Gene Ontology annotation, cellular component: extracellular region. Lineage: Eukaryota; Metazoa; Chordata; Chondrichthyes; Chimaeriformes; Callorhinchidae. The transcript is spliced from 5 exons. The coding region runs from base 324 to 899 and encodes 191 amino acids.